AUGCUCAAGACUGGUGCUAAAUAUUCUGGCCUUGGGCCGAAUGCUCCACCAGCUACACGAAAUCAUGUCUUCAUAAAAGACAUUGCACUUGCAUUCGCGGUGUCGGUACUGCCUCUUCUCGCCUUCUCCGGCUUACUCCUUGGUCUAUUGUUCUGGUAUCGGGUUAUACCGCAUGGCCGCAACGAUCCGAGACUCCCAGACGAAAAUCCGCAGAAAAAAGGCAUCGUCUUUAUCAGUCUCAGUGCCACUGUAUUUACUACCGUGGGUUCGUGGUCAAGCACAGUGGCGCCGCUCUCGCUCCCGUUUAUCCUGACGAUUGCGUCCUAUCCCGCGUCCAGACUGAUGAUGCGAGCCAGCGACGGCAAGGAAGGGCGAAAACUGCCCACUCCGUAUCAGAUUGCUCUGAUACUCCGUGUCAUGUCCAAUUCUUCGCUCAGUUCGGUCUGGCAAUGCAUGAACUACAUCUCUGCAAAGGGAAGGAGGGCACCCAUGUCAUCUGCCCUGAACAUCAUGAUGUGCACACUUGUUUUGGGCACGAUACAGAGCACGUUCAUCUUUGCGACGGAUACGUGGCUUCACGUCACGACGGAGACAGUUCCCAUGACCGAGUUUCACACAACAUCGCCCAAAAAUGCUACCUUCGGCAUACCUUCAGCCUGCUUCAAGAUUGGAGAGGAGAAGCCCAAUAUAUGCAAUACUUUUCUGAAAGACGAAUUAAUGAAAAACGACAGAAACCACAUCACCCAAGAGAUCUUCUCCAACAUCUCUGACAGGGUAAUGGUUCAGAACCACGAUGAGGGCGGACAUCGAUACGCCUAUGUUGCCUCUCCGGCGUAUCGUUUCCAGACGGACAUUGACUACGUAGCCACAACAUUUGCAGUCAAGACGAACUGUACCCCUGCAACAUCCAGAUGCUUCAAGAAUCGUCACUUUCCCAACGUGACCUCUUACAAAUGCGACUUUGCCAUGGACGGACCCAUCGAUAAAACGAUGAGCUUCUUAACCUUGACCGAUUUCACGACCGAAGAGGGCUGGAAGCUGGUUAGUUGUGAUUCGUAA
Molecule: messenger RNA, 1059 nt
Organism: Trichoderma breve
Lineage: Eukaryota; Fungi; Ascomycota; Sordariomycetes; Hypocreales; Hypocreaceae
Exons: 2
Coding region: 1-1059 (352 amino acids)
Source: RefSeq, a predicted model, not a curated record